UACGGCCGAUAACGCAGACCAUGGAGUCCAGUUAACACCUAGGGGUCGGAUAAAAUUCGAUCCCCUUGGUCCCGGUCCCCUUCCCUCAUUCACACAGCGAACGGAGAGCAUCGGUAGCAGCCGAUGAGUUGGCCCGCUUAUCAUCUGCGCGCUCUUUCUGCGAAAUUCUUUGGAGGUUCAGUGUCGAGAGGAACGUUGCUCCGAACAGAAGUGUGCCGGAAAGCCACUGCGCCAACCAGCAAAGAGAGCAACAGAGAGAUUAAAGAAAAAACCCCACGCAAACCGGAGCGAUAAUGGUUUGGUGGAGCAAGAAGGGGGAGAAGGAUAACAGCCGGCCCAGCCAGGCGCUGGUGCUUCAGGACCCCCGCACGAGCGUUAGGACCACGAGUGCCUCCACAGAGACGACCAACACAGCAGUGCAGAACUCUACAAUCACCGACAGCAACAAGCAGACCGUCACCUUUAUGUCCACACGCCAGACGGUGACGCACACCCAGCGAGCACUGAUCACGGAGACGACGACGCGCCGCACUCCCAGCCAGGCCGAACUCGAGGCACUGUUCGCGCAGAUGAGGAUGGGCGGGGAGGGCGCAACCGGCACAACGACCACCACCACCACGGUUACCUCGCGCUCCCGACCACCGAGUCUGAAUGGAGUGUCUUUCCGUUCCACACAGCCCUUCAAGGCCACGGCCAGCAGCGCUGGCAAGCGGUCCAGCACCCUGGUCAAGACGGAGCAAACAACAGUUACUAAGAAGAAUGGACUAAACGUCACCCAGCACCUCGAGACGCAUCGCGUGGAUCUCAAAGGAAAGCCCGCCUGGACACCUUUCCCUUCGAACGUCAGCAGUUCGGGCUCGACUUACGUGUCCCCAUACGCCAAGAAGUCGAGUCUGGCCAUUACUAGUUCAUCGCCUAGCCCGAAGGUCGCCGCCGUCUCUAGUCCGCCCAGUAUUUCCAAGCCGACACCCUCUACAUUCGAGAGCUUCUUCAAGACAUCUUCAAAGCCCACAGUAAAGCCGCUAACAUCCACGGCUGUGCCGAGGCCCUACGUAAGCCUCAGCGCCUCCGCGUCCUCCCCUAAGGCUAAGUCUAAUUUCAGUAGCUUGGACGCCCAGGGUUCUCUCAGCUCCAUUGCAGCAUCGAGCUCCAAGACUAGCCUGGCAAAGAGCAAGCUGAAGCCGGCUAGGGUGUACAUAUUUAACAAUGAGCGUUUUGAAACUAAAAAUGAGUUCCGCACGGGAAGUGCCCACGAUGUGAAGGCUCUGCGUUCUACCUUUGAGCGGCUAAAAUGCAAGGUGGAGGUCAUUACCGACGCUACUUUGGCCACCGUAAAGCGCACUGUAAAAACGCUGGAAACGAAGGACUUUGGGGACAAGAGUGCUCUGGUCCUCGUGUUUCUCAGCCAUGGAACGCGCCAUGACAGACUCGCAGCCAAGGAUGAUGACUACUCACUGGACUACGACGUGGUCUUUCCCAUUUUGCGCAAUCGGACGUUGAAGGACAAACCAAAGCUGCUCUUCGUCCAGGCUUGCAAGGGCGCCAAUGAGCUGGGCGGGUUUAUGACUGAUGCUGCCCAACCGAACGGGUCCCCCAACGAAAUCCUUAAGUGCUACAGCACCUACGAGGGCUACGUUUCCUACCGCACGGAGGACGGCACCCCCUUUAUUCAGACGCUGUGUGAGGCUCUUGAUAAGUCGGGUAAAACGUCCGACAUUGAUGCCAUAAUGACGAACGUGCGACGCGUGGUCAAGUCGCAAACCAAGGACGGCCAAAUACCAUCUGUCACCAGCACUCUCACUUCUAAGUACGUCUUUGGAGAUUACAUAUGAUUAUCAUCCUACGUAGUAUUAUUUAUAUUAAAUUCCACAUCCGAGAUUGACAGUAUCCACCUAAGCUACCUAAGUGAUUUUUCUGGGAGCCAUUUACCUUGUGAUUCAUAAAAUAGCUAAAUAGCUAGAUUGAGCGCUAUCCAACAUCGAUUUCUGAUUGGUAAUUGUGGGGUUUUGGUCUUUCGGACAUCAAUUGGGAAACAGACCGGAAAUACAUAUGUAUUUAGUAUCUUAUCAUUUAUUAUGGCUUACCCAAAUGAUUAAGUCUGCGGGGAAUCAUUUUGUGGUGCCCAGACGUGCACAAAGAGACGUGGAUACAGAAUAGGAAUAAUAACAGGAACAAUAAGGAGACAAAAUUAUUAA
This is a messenger RNA of Drosophila kikkawai, 2195 nucleotides long. RefSeq names its product Ser/Thr-rich caspase (gene Strica). Gene Ontology annotation, biological process: apoptotic process; proteolysis; positive regulation of neuron apoptotic process. The record is from RefSeq and is a predicted model, not a curated record. NCBI's taxonomy places the organism in Eukaryota, Metazoa, Arthropoda, Insecta, Diptera, Drosophilidae. Gene Ontology annotation, cellular component: cytoplasm.